AUGGGCGCGCUGGUGUCGUGCUUCGACUGCUUCCACCCGCGCGGCGAGCGCCCGCUGUCCGACGCGGAGAGGCAGGAGGUGGCGCACGCGCGCGGCAGAGCUGCGCAGGCCGCCGAGGACAGGUGCCCGCGGGGGUGGGGGGAAGGGAGGACGGGGAGGGCGGGUGGGGGGGAGAGGAACAGGGGAAGGAAUGGGUUGGGGCGAGGGGGAAUUGGGGAAAGGAAGGGGAUGGGAGAGGGGAAAGGGCAUCACCAAAAUU
Molecule: messenger RNA, 259 nt
Organism: Closterium sp. Naga37s-1
Lineage: Eukaryota; Viridiplantae; Streptophyta; Zygnematophyceae; Desmidiales; Closteriaceae
Source: the annotation of a GenBank genome assembly